Molecule: messenger RNA, 2257 nt
Organism: Mesitornis unicolor (brown roatelo)
Lineage: Eukaryota; Metazoa; Chordata; Aves; Mesitornithiformes; Mesitornithidae
Gene: AGFG1
Product: ArfGAP with FG repeats 1
Exons: 13
Coding region: 35-1570 (511 amino acids)
Cellular component (GO): cytoplasmic vesicle
Molecular function (GO): GTPase activator activity
Source: RefSeq, a predicted model, not a curated record
CUUGAAUCCACCCCACAGAGUGAAGUCAAUUUCGAUGACUACUUUCACACAACAGGAAAUAGAAUUUCUGCAGAAACAUGGAAAUGAAGUGUGCAAACAGAUUUGGCUAGGCCUAUUUGAUGAUAGGUCAUCGGCAAUUCCAGACUUCAGGGAUCCACAGAAAGUAAAGGAAUUUCUACAGGAAAAAUAUGAAAAAAAAAGAUGGUAUGUUCCUCCAGAGCAAGCAAAAGUGGUGGCAUCAGUCCACGCAUCCAUAUCGGGAUCUUCUGCUAGUAGUACAAGCAGCACACCCGAGGUAAAGCCACUCAAAUCUCUCUUGGGAGAAGCUGCACCCGCACUGCACUUAAACAAGGGUACACCUAGCCAGUCUCCUGUUGUAGUUCGAUCUCAAGGACAGCAGCAACAGGAAAAGAAGCAAUUUGACCUCCUCAGUGACCUUGGCUCAGAUAUCUUUGCUGCUGCUCCUCCUCAGUCAACUGCUACAGCAAAUUUUGCUAAUUUUGCACAUUUCAACAGUCAUACAGCGCAGAACUCUGCAAAUGCAGGUUUUGCAAACUUUGAUGCAUUUGGACAGUCUAGUGGCUCGAGUAAUUUUGGAGGUUUCCCCACAGCAAGUCAGUCUUCUUUUCUGCCCCAAAAUACAGGUGGAGGUGCUGGAUCAGUGAAUGCUAACUUUGCUCACUUUGAUAACUUCCCCAAAUCCUCCAGUGCUGAUUUUGGAGCCUUCAAUGCAUCCCAGAGCAACACAAUAGCAACUGCAGCCAGUAAACCUGCAGUAAAUAAACUGAACCUCCAGUCAGCUGACAAAUAUGCAGCUCUUGCUAAUUUAGACAAUAUCUUCAGCACAGGGCAAGGUGGUAGUGAGCAAGGAAGUGGCUUCAGUACAGUAGUGUCAGCAUCAGCAGGUCCUGCACUGUCAGCCCCAAAUCAGUCAAGUGCAUCUUCAGACAAGUAUGCAGCUCUAGCAGAAUUAGACAGCGUGUUCAGUUCUACAGCAACCUCCAGUAACGCAUAUACUUCCACCAGUAACGUUAGCAGCAAUGCUUUUGGAACAGUACCCGUGGCUGCUACUGCACAGACACAGCCUACAUCUUCAAGCGUGCCUGCUCCAUUUGGAGCAACACCUUCCACAAAUCCAUUUGUAGCUGCUCCUGUUGCCCCAGUGGCACCUUCAACAAAUCCAUUCCAGACCAAUAGCAGAGGAGCAACAGGCCUCUCGGGAGCAAUGCACUCUCACAUAUUUCCUCAGGCUCAUUUUGCAGCAACAUUUGGUACUGCAUCCAUGAGCAUGCCUGCAGGAUUUGGAGCUCCUGCCUCCUACAGUCUUCCUACUAGUUUUAGUGGCAACUUCCAGCAGCCCACGUUCCCAACCCAGGCGGCUUUCCCACAACAGACUGCUUUUGCUCAGCAGCCAAAUGGAGCAAGUUUUGCUGCAUUUGGACAGGCAAAGCCUGUGGUAACUCCUUUUGGACAAGUUGCGGCUGUUGGAGUAUCUAGUAACCCUUUUAUGGCUGGUGCACCAACAGGACAAUUUCCAACAGGAAGCUCAUCAACCAAUCCUUUCUUAUAGCCUUAUAGACACUUUACCCAAAAGAACUCUUACGUGGUCACAUAACAUCUCUGCGCCUCUUGCACUGUUGUCUUGUUUCACUGAUAUUAGCUUUAAACACAAAAGAAGUCUUUAAGAAGUAAAAAUAAAAGCCUGCAUUGUGUACCUUUAAAAAAAAUAAUUAAAAAUAAAUAAUACACAAACCCCAAGAAAAUCAACCCCCAACACCAGGUAAUAACGUGCAAAACAGAGGGCUGUGGUAACAUCCUUGAACCUGUGAACGGGCAGGUAAAAAGUAGCGGUAUCAUGUAUAUUAAAAUUGGCUAAUAAGUUAUUGCAGAUACCACAUUCAUUAUGCUGCAGUACUGUACAUAUUUUUCUUAGAAGAUAGCUAUUUGUGCAUAUCAGUAUUUGUAACUUUAACACAUUGUUAUGUGAAAAUGUUACUGGGAAAUAGAUCAGCCACUUUAAGGUGCUGUUGUAUCUCUUGGAAUGAAUGAGCUACAUCAUUUUAACCACUGGUAUUGGAAGUCAUGAAGUUAAAUUGAAGGUUUGUUCAUUUCUCAAAAUGUUUUCCUUUCCUAAGAGCUCUUCUAUUUAUACAUGCCUAAAUCUCUAAUGUUAGAGGGAUACCUGUCUGCAUAAUAAAGCUGAUCAUGUUUUGCUACAGUUUGCAGGUGGAAAAAAAUAAAUAUUAGAAAAAAACAA